AUUACGAUAGAAUUAUCCAAGAAUAAGAGGGAAGAGGGAGGCAGGCAUGGCUGGGACCUCCUCCUCUGCUUCAUAUAGCUCCUUUGGCGACGUCUCCGUCAAGUCAACGGGGCCAUGCAUCAAGUUCCUGUGCAGCUACGGUGGCAAGAUACUCCCUCGUUACCCCGACGGCAAGCUCCGGUACGUCGGCGGCUACACCCGCGUCGUCGCCGUCGGCAGAUCCAUCUCUUUCUCAGAGCUGCAGGUGAAGCUGAGGGAGCUGUGCGGGUGGGGCGGCACGGUGAGCCUCCGGUGCCAGCUUCCGACCGAGGACCUCGACACCCUGGUCUCUGUCACCUCCGACGACGACCUAGCCGAUCUCGUCGAAGAGUACGACGUCGCGAGCCGAGACCGGCCUUCCCCUCUCAAGAUCCGAGCCUUCCUCCUCCUCCUCCUCCUCCAAAACCAGUCCCACCAUCCCUCAGAACCGAUUGCGUCCGCCAUGUCACGGCCUGGGAUCUUCGCCUACACGGCCAUGGCAGCCCACGAGCAUCAAACUGUGUCGUGCGUCACGUCAGCCGCUUGCUGCCGCUGUCAUUUGGGGAAGAAGGAAGAACACAUCAAGCAGCAGGAUGUAGGUAUUAGAUACAGCUGCAGCGGUGCAUGAAGACAGGAGUGGGAGAACUUAAAUAGAGGCUAUAUUAUACAUUUACUUGUAUUUUUGUGAGAAAAUAUGUUGUAUUAAUAUUUGAUGUUGAUUAUU
Molecule: messenger RNA, 742 nt
Organism: Musa acuminata AAA Group (dessert banana)
Lineage: Eukaryota; Viridiplantae; Streptophyta; Magnoliopsida; Zingiberales; Musaceae
Product: protein PAL OF QUIRKY-like
Exons: 3
Coding region: 47-646 (199 amino acids)
Molecular function (GO): protein binding
Source: RefSeq, a predicted model, not a curated record